AUGCAAUUCGCGCGCACCUCUUUGCCUCCAUAUCAAUCUCGGAUUCAACAUACGAAUCCAAACAGAAUGUCAAUGACACAAGGACGGAGUAUUCCGAACGCUUCAUUUCCGUGGCCCCAAAGUAUGGACAGAAAUAGCGAUAAUAACUGGGCACCAACGAAUGACGAAGAAUUGAAGAGAAAAAGAAGAAGAAAUAGACGAGCAUGUAUAUUCCGUCGAGCUUGUUGCCUACUUUGCCUAAGCUUGAUAGUCGUCUUUCUCUUAUGUGCACUUGCAAGUAUUUUGCUUGAAUUGGAUUUGUUAACGAAGACGAGCAGUACUUCAUCGACGACUGUAACAACUGCUACAACGAUCACAACGACGACUCAAACUACAACCAGCACCACCUCAUCUUCUACGAGCACCUCGAGUUCAUCAACGACUAGCACUUCCAGCACUACUGCAACAACUAGCACAACGUCACAGACAACUUCCACCAGUUCCACUUCGCAAACGACCACCACCUCGGUCACAGCAACAUCAACAACUGUAUCUAAAUGUGCGAUGAGUGGCUUGGGUAGCCUUUUAACACAGAAUGGACCGACCAAUUGGUUUCAGUUUUCAUACACGUAUUUAGCAACGAGUACAGCGCCGACUCUUCGGUUUAUAUUCAAUAAUGGUCCAGCAGACUAUUCCUACUUAGAUGCCGUUUCCGUUACUGACAACAAUAACGCAUCGGUGGAAUUACUUAGCAACCCUAGCUUUGAAAACUCAAUACCAUCGCCAGUUAGUUGGACUGUAACAAAUUCGUCAACAUGUCAGGGUAGCACUCAAGGGCUAGUAACCAAUAGUGGUUGUCAUUCAGGCUCCGGUAGUAAUUGCUUCCUGGAUCAUUUUAUACCUGAUGUCGAUUGCGGUGGUUUGAAAAUGGACAGCCAAGGAAAUCUUUAUGUUUCGGAUUAUGUUAAUAAUGAAAUAAGAAAAUGGUCGAAUGAGUUUGCUAAAGGAAUUAUUGUUGCUGGUGGCAAUGGAAAAGGAAAUCAACUGAAUCAAUUGAACUAUCCGAUUUAUUUCUUUGUUGAUAAAGAUGAAUCAAUUUAUGUCUCCGAUCAUUUAAAUCAUCGUGUGAUGAAAUGGAGCAAGAACGCCAAAGAAGGUAUUGUUGUCGCUGGUGGACAAGGGCAAGGAAAUCUUCUAACACAAUUAAGAGAUUCAGCGGGUAUUGUAGUCGACAAAUCGGAUAACGUCUAUAUUGUUGAUGCCGGUAAUAAUCGAGUCGUCCGGUGGUCGAAAGACUCGAAAAAAGGUGAAAUUAUUGUUGGUGGUAAUGGAAAAGGUGAAGCAGCCAAUCAAUUCGAUUAUCCUACGAGUUUAGCACUCGAUCGACAGGGCGAUUUAUACGUUGCUGAUUUUCGCAAUCAUCGAAUUCAGAAAUUUCUCACUAAUAAGAACUAA
Messenger RNA from Adineta ricciae, 1434 nucleotides. Lineage: Eukaryota; Metazoa; Rotifera; Eurotatoria; Adinetida; Adinetidae. The record is from the annotation of a GenBank genome assembly.